AUGGAUCGGCUCUGCGCAGAAGCGCUGCGAGACUAUCAGCGAGCACUGUUUGGUCUGGAUCGUCAUGAAGUUGCAUCGGCACUUUUCCGUCCAGAGAUGUCAAAUUCUCGUAAUCUUUUCGACACGUCAUCCCUCUUCCCGAUGCUCGACCAACCAAAGCCUCAGCAUUCAUAUAUCGGACUCAUAGCAAUGGCAAUCCUGUCUUCUCCAGAGAAGAAGAUGGUGCUUAGCGAAGUAUAUGAAUGGAUAAUGAUACAUUACCCUUACUUCCGUACACGAGGUUCCGGUUGGAGAAACAGCAUCAGGCACAAUCUGAGCUUAAACGACUGUUUUGUGAAAGCCGGAAGAGCUGCGAAUGGAAAGGGCCACUAUUGGGCAGUACAUCCGGCUUGUCUUCGCGAUUUUGAACGAGGCGAUUUUAGACGCAGAAGAGCGCAAAGAAAAGUUCGCCGACACAUGGGUUUAUCAGUGCCAGACGGAGAAUCCUCAGACGACUCUCCUAGUCCUACUCCUGCCUUUCCGUAUCCCCUACAAGAGAUAAAGUUGCCAACAGCAACGUCUAGAAGACGAGAUUUUUCCAUCGACUCUUUACUAGCAGACGAUUUUUAG
Molecule: messenger RNA, 609 nt
Organism: Cylicocyclus nassatus
Lineage: Eukaryota; Metazoa; Nematoda; Chromadorea; Rhabditida; Strongylidae
Source: the annotation of a GenBank genome assembly